CCUCACUGCUUGGUUUCGUUCAAACAACUUGAUAAAUCAAAAUCCCAGUGUUUGAUUUCUGAGAUUUGCGGGAAUUAAAAGUUCUUGUUUUCAACUUCAGACAAAAACAAACAAUAUCGCUCUCAAGUUUCAAAGUUGUGGGUUUUUGGUUGAAUCUUGUAACGGAAAUCGUACGUAGAGCUACUGUGUGGUGACUGUGUCUUUGUAGCCAAUUGAGAGCACUAGUUUGAUUGGAAAAGAGAAGGUGAAAGAGUUGGAUUACUAGCUUAUUAUUUUGGGUUUGAGUUGUUGACAAAAUGGAUAGAGACAUAGAAAUCUUUGAGCACCUAAAAGGCUAGAAACCAGAUGAAAACUGCAGCCUUUUUUGAAACCGUAAUGACGAGGAAAAGGUUAUGGAUUUUAAUUUCAUGCGUAGAAGAAAGUAGUUUGGAAUAUCUAAUGCUAAAAAAGACCGGGGUUUUGUUAUGAUAUUUGCACGGUAAAUUGAAAAUUUUCAUUUUGGUCGGGAUUACACAGUUCAUGGCAACGGAAAACUUAAAAACCAGUAGUUUAGGAAAUAUGCGGUAUCAAGAGCUUGGUCAUCCAGUUUUCGAGGUAGAGGUCGAUGCUACAAAUGUUCAGCAGUCCGGUUUUGAUUCAGAUGCUGCUUAUACGGCAACUUCAAGAGUUUUUUCCGGUGCACAAUCUCUCAAGUUUGAGAUGGAAGAAGAAAGUAAUAAGAAAUACAAACAACUGAGAUUAUCUCAUCAAGUACAACAGUGUCUUUAUCUCAGCGUACCAGAGAAUUCAAGUCCAUUGGGACUGAUUUUGAGGAAAACCCCAUCAUUUCUAGAUCUAGUGGAAACCAAACUAUCUCAUGAUUAUUCAUGUUCAGCAACUAGAAAAAGAAAGAGCGUAGAUGAUGAUGCUAGUAGUACCCAUCUGAUUAAUGGAAAGAUGAAAGCUUCUAAUUUCUCUGCAUCAAGCUUGAAUAUUGGCUCAUGGGAGAGAAUUUCAAAACAUGAUGGAGAUCUGGUAGCAAAGUGUUACUUUGCGAAGAGGAAAUUCUUAUGGGAGUUGCUCGAUGGUGGAUUGAAGAACAAAAUAGAAAUUAUGUGGUCGGAUAUAGCUUCCAUCAGAGCAACUUGUAAGGAUAAUGGUCCCCAAACACUAGAAAUUGAGUUAUUGAGGCGGCCUCUUUUCUAUCGAGAAACGAACCCACAACCUAGAAAGCAUACUCUAUGGAAAGCUACUGCUGAUUUUACUGCUGGUCAGGCUUCCAUUUUCAGAAGACAUAAGUUGCAAUUUCCUCAAGGAACUUUGCAAAAGCACUAUGAUAGACUUCUGAAGCUAGACAAUGGACUAUCUUUGCUCAGCAAAAAUCCCUUCCCCUCAUUGGAGUCUCCAUUUUUUGGUCCAGAUGAUCUAGAAAGUCAAAAUCCAAAUGAUUUCAUGUUGUUUGGGCUGGAAGGUCAAGGUUCAAGUCUUCUGAAGCGGAUGUUCGAAUGGGGAACGAAUGCUGACCAGUCAGAGAAGCUACCUUGUUUUACCCUCACUGGAACUUCUGUUCCUUUGCCGUACUCAAGUUCAGACCAUGCUUUUACUUCUCCUGAAGCAAGUUCCUCGAGUUCAGGAGCAAGCAGGAGUUGUAUGGGGCAAGGAACUCCAACUUCGAACUCGAACCUAGUUCCUGGUGUAUUCCCCUCAUUGAAAGCAUCCUUACCUAACUACACAACACUAAGCUCUGAUGGAAGGAUAUCAAGAAAAGCAACGGCUCAAGUACUAGGAAAAAAUCUUGGUUUGGCAGUGAAUAGUAACUCCAACUGGCAUCAUACUUCAGAUUGCUGGAUUUCAGACACUCAAACAGAUAAAAAUCUAACUAGUUCAUUUGAAGGUGGCAGCAUUAUGCAUAAGAGUGAUCUAGAUCAGGUCUAUGACGAGUUCUCUCAUUUCGAAGAAAUGAAUGGUGAUCUUCAUCCUGAGGACAUGCCUAGCAGUUGCGCGGAACUCUUUGCAAAUAUAUGCACCUUUCCAGUUGUCAUUCUAGAGGAUGAAGCAGCAAUAAACAUUCUAGAGGAUGAAGCAGCAAUAAAUGAAGCAAAAGCAAAAGAGAGCAUGGAAUGGAUGCCAUGGGCGUAAGACAUCAGCAGUGAUACACAUCCCCAGGGUUGUCCCACGAGAGAGAAAGAGGGUGGGGAUCUUGUGACAGGGGUGGGUUUAGUGUGGGUCCCACCUCUUGUGUCAUAUAGGUACAACCCACGUGAUUAGGCCCGCCGGAUGUAAAUCAUUUUCGGUAAGACAUAAACAAGUAGUACGAUAUUUGCAUUGUAUAUACUACGUCAAUCAAUUGUCCUUUCUUUGUAUCUGUGGGAUUGUUCACCUAAUGAAACUAAGUCGACAUUGCCAAAUA
Messenger RNA from Papaver somniferum (opium poppy), 2389 nucleotides. RefSeq lists its product as uncharacterized. Lineage: Eukaryota; Viridiplantae; Streptophyta; Magnoliopsida; Ranunculales; Papaveraceae. The transcript is spliced from 6 exons. The coding region runs from base 520 to 2118 and encodes 532 amino acids. The record is from RefSeq and is a predicted model, not a curated record.